AUAAAUCAGUAGUUUCCUAUUGUUAGGAAUUAGUUUCCUCAAAUUUUUUGAGUUGAAUGAACUAUCCGGUUUUACAGUGCACAGUCUCCUUAUUCCCACAUUUUUUAAUUGAUGUGAGGCUCUGUAGAUUUGCUGGGAACUUUAUUUUCUCUCCAACCAUUCUCUAGUACAUUAACUGUUGUGUAAGGAAAACAUAAGACUUUGAAGUUUGUUCCAGAUUGCAACAAUAAGCUAUAUUUUAGUAGCAUAACUUAUUUCUGGUGGAAAAUGUAAAGAAUCGACUGCAUGAAUCUACACUCUGGGCUCCAAAGAAACCAGCCCUAACCCCAUUCUUCCUACUAUUCUCAGUAUUUUUAUUAUGACUGCUGCUGGUGGUUUUGGUUCCACAAAAGUUACAAAUAAUUCACUUUAAGACAUUUGUGAACAGCAAUUAAUCCGAUGUGGUUGCCAAGAUGAAACCUUUUAUUGAUGUCUUUGAAUGACAUUUAUAAUUUUUAUCUGGGCUGUUUAUGUUGCUAUCUAGCCUUUUUUUUAUAUUCUUCGUUUUGUCCACAUGGAUGACUUAUAGUGCAUUCUACAGCUUUUGAAACCAAUGAAUAGAUGAAUUUUUUAAAUAGAGUAAUAUAGAUUUUCUCAGGAUAGUAUGUGUAAUAGUGUUAAACAGUGGCCUGCAGUCUGGGAUAAUGAAGUCUCUUCCUCAUGAUGUGUGUGGUGAUGCGUGCUCUUCCGUCUCUUCUCCGCAGAGCUCUUUGGAGAGCUCUUUUGAAGCUGUGAUUCAACAUGAGCAGUUUGGUCAGUCUAGCACAGAUCCUAGCCACACUUCUCCUCCACAUUCCACUGACAGAGGUGUCAGACACUCUAAGCAUGACCCAUUCCAAAGUGUGUGUCGCCCGCUGGAGAGGUUGGUAGAAGUGGAGCAGGAGUAUCCAGGGAUUGUGGAGCACAUCUUAAGUCCUCGCUGUGUGCCUCUUCAUCGCUGCGCUGGCUGUUGUAAUGAUGAAGAAUUACAGUGCACCCCUACCCUUACACGCAAUGUCACAAUACAGCUGGUGAAAAUAUGCCCAGUGGCGUGGACCAAGCAGUAUGUAGAGCUUUCAUUUUUAGAGCACCACUCCUGUGAGUGCAGACCCAAACAGAAUCACAAAAGAUGCCAGAGGCAGAGGCUAAGUAGGCCAUACAGGGGAAGAAAAGGGAAAAAACGGAAAAAAGAGAACAGAAAACAGUAGCAGUAACUGCUUUGCCAUGGUCAGAGUUAUGCAGGAUCCAGAACCUAUGCUGGAACCACUGGGACGGGAAAACACACUGGAUGGGACGCCAGUCAAUUGCAGGACACCUUUUACCAUUUCCAGUCCACCUCCUGCCAUGUGAAUUUGAGAUGGGAGAACUCUUUUUAAAGAAACCAAUUAAGGCUUGGAUCCUGCUAAAAUAAAUGUGCUCAUAUGUUUUAUAUUUCAUGAACACAAAACAUAUAUAGAUCAUCAGAACAUAAAACAAUGUUUUAGAAUAGCUAAUAAAUGCUCUCUAAUCCUGGUGUUUUCUCAACAAUGUAUUGAUAAAUAAAUAUUUGAUAUCUAUUGUAUACAUGUCCACUGGCUGAUGCUUUUCAUCCAGCUGUUUGUCUGUUGUAGGUGUCAAUCAUUUCAGCUAAGAAAAACACAUCCAUUUACUUUUAUUUUAUCUAUAAACACAAAGAUAUGAACCUUUUAUGCAUCUGUGAUGAAAGCUAUGAUGAGUUCUCUCAAGGGAAGAUCUUGCAGUCCACCGACAAUAAGAUAUCCUGUGGGAAGCACAGAAUGAUAGAGUUGAAGCUCUGUAAUCCCCCUCUGUUGUUACUUGCUUAAUCCCUCUGCUGUGGUGAGUGCGGUCAUGGAAAUGACAAGGAGAAGUGACUUUGUGACAAGAUGUGUGACCACUGAGAUGACUGAAUACUAUUAUGAUAAUCAGUACCUUAUUUGCCUCGUUCAUCUCCACAAGCAUGUCUUGGUUUUCAGUAUGUGCCUGUAUGUCCUGCUAUAUAUAUCCUUGUACACAGAGAAAACAUGACUAAAGCUAGCUAUAUUCAAUUUAUGUAAUAAAUAUUAAAUAAAUCUAAGUUGUACCUGAUUCUGAUGGCACAAAUGUGUUCUUGUAAAAGAUUAAUAAAAUAAUGGAGGUUUUUAGCAUGUUCAGCCUACCCUAUGUCCAUUUCCUAUCAAAGGUUAAAUUACGAUCAUACUUUUUUACUGUUAUGAAAUGAUAUGAGCUAUUAAAUAUCUUUUUUUUUUUUUACUCUUUUGAACAAUGUCAUGUGCUGAUGAUGGAUUUUUCUUUACGAAAUAUUUAGCUAGGCUGGGACAGGUUGAGCAUAGAUAGAAAAAGUACUGUAGAUGCCUCAUUGGACUGAGCUGGAGUUGACAGGAGUAGAGUUGACAACCCAUGUCCUAGUCCAUGGGGCCCCAUUCGUUUUUGAAGUGAGUGUGUUUGAACCGAGAUCUGCUGAUGGUGGUGCAAAAGGUGUUGGAGAGGCAAAUGUUAGUUUGUCCAAAUCAGUGCCGGUCAGAACUGAUUCCAUACAGAGGGACAUAAGCAUUCAAAUGCAAUAAAUUAAAUGCAAACUGACUACAGUAUAUACCAUUUUCCAGAAAAUCCAAAAUGAAGGUGUCUAUGAAUUUUAAUUUCCUGCCAUAUAGGUAUCCAUAACAACCAAAACCAUGUAUGAAAAUCCCAAUUUUGAUUUCAUAAGUUCUUUAAUAAUGUUUACAUUAGUAACCAAAAUGGCUCGAUUAUGCUAUAGAUCCUGAAGAUUAAAUUUGAGUCCCUUUCCCCUUACGCAUUAUACAAGAUUACACCACAAACAUACAAAGUUAGCCAUUUGUUUUCAUGAGUAAUAAAAAGACAGCUUAUAGAUUAUGAA
Messenger RNA from Ictalurus furcatus (blue catfish), 2893 nucleotides. RefSeq names its product placental growth factor a (gene pgfa). The transcript has 7 exons. The record is from RefSeq and is a predicted model, not a curated record. Gene Ontology annotation, biological process: positive regulation of protein phosphorylation; sprouting angiogenesis; response to hypoxia. Gene Ontology annotation, cellular component: membrane. Bases 684 to 1226 code for a protein of 180 amino acids. NCBI's taxonomy places the organism in Eukaryota, Metazoa, Chordata, Actinopteri, Siluriformes, Ictaluridae. Gene Ontology annotation, molecular function: growth factor activity; vascular endothelial growth factor receptor binding; chemoattractant activity.